UUGUAAUGCCUUCAGAUAACGAUUCAGACAUUGUACUGCGAAGAAGUUUAAGUAAUGCUCCCAAGAAAUGGAAACGAAUAAGAGCAAUAUCGUCUUCAGAUGAAUCAACUGAUACUGUGAAAGUGAAUUCGGAACCCCUACAAAUGGAAGAAAUCAACAUGAAAUCAAGAAAGAGGAGCCGAAAUCAACUUAAUUAUGCACAAAAUAUAAGAAAAAUGAAGAGAAAUAGUGGAGAGGAAUAUGAAACAAAAAAGUCUAAGCUUGUGAGUGGUAAACUUUUCGAACAUAAAGAUUGCCGUUGUUUCAAACAAUGUAUAAAUGCAAUUGGAUAUGAAGAUAGGAAAGCAAAUUUUGAUUUUUUUUUGGAAAUUAGCAAGUUUUGAAAAACAGAAUUUGUUUCUGCACGGUUUGGUUCGAAAACUAUCAAUAAAGCAAAGA
Anastrepha obliqua is the source of this 438-nucleotide messenger RNA. RefSeq lists its product as uncharacterized. The transcript has 2 exons. Lineage: Eukaryota; Metazoa; Arthropoda; Insecta; Diptera; Tephritidae. The record is from RefSeq and is a predicted model, not a curated record. Bases 6 to 383 code for a protein of 125 amino acids.